This is a messenger RNA of Hydractinia symbiolongicarpus, 847 nucleotides long. Its product is annotated as mitochondrial inner membrane protease subunit 1-like. Gene Ontology annotation, cellular component: mitochondrial inner membrane peptidase complex; membrane. Bases 155 to 643 code for a protein of 162 amino acids. The record is from RefSeq and is a predicted model, not a curated record. Gene Ontology annotation, molecular function: serine-type endopeptidase activity. The transcript is spliced from 7 exons. Lineage: Eukaryota; Metazoa; Cnidaria; Hydrozoa; Anthoathecata; Hydractiniidae.
AAUUGGAAACGAGCAUAUAUAUCGCCAUUUCUUGUUGUAUGAAUUUCAAUCUUAGUGUUCGGGUCACGUAGGUGAAUUGUUAAGAGCGGUGGAUUUGAUAUACUUUGCGAAUGUUGCAUUUGGAUACAAUGAAGUGUCUUUUUAACAAUAGAGAAUGAGCAAAUUUCGUCAGCUGAUUAAAGGACUUGGAGUAGCGAUUGGAACUGGCAUUAACAUAUUUUGCAUUGGACACUGCGCAGUUGAAUAUGGAGCAGAAGUCACGUUUUUGACUGGACCAUCUAUGAUUCCAACUUUCAACAAGACGUGCAGCAAUAAUGUUGUUAUAACUGAACAUAUAUCUACUAGAUGGGAUAUGCUAGAAAAAGGUGAUGUCGUCAUUUCGAAAUCUCCUGUUGAUCCAAAUAGUUUUGUGUGUAAAAGGAUAGCUGCUAAGGCUGGAGAUAAAGUCGCACGUGGUGAUGGUAUGUAUGGACAGUCACCAAAUAAGUAUAUUAAGAUACCACGUGGUCAUGUGUGGUUGCUAGGCGACAAUCCUGAUAAUUCUACAGAUUCAAGAGAGUACGGCCCUGUCCCAUUAGGUUUAAUGAGAGGGAGAGUUUGUUUUAAGAUUUGGCCUUUAAAUGAAUUUGGUCCAGUAAAAUAAAAGCAUUCCGUAUCGAGGUAGGAUCUUGUUAAUGGUAGAGAUUUUCUUGACGUACAGUCAUGGCUAAUAAAGAGAAAUCCAAGUUACCAUUACAUCGUUGCUGUUUUAGCAGAGAUAUUGAAGGGUGUAUUUGUAAUUUUAAGUCGGAACUCAACAGAUUGUAUAGACUUUACAUUUUACUCAAAAUAGAAUUCAUUGUUUUUA